GGCCUCAAUCAUGGGGUCUGUAAUAAUUAGUGGUUAGGGGCCGUUUCCUCGCGAAGCCUUGACUUCCCGAGUAGGAAAUCUCAGGCCAUCCAACAACAUGCAGUCACAGAGGCGCGCCGCUCUGUUGGUCACGAGAUCGUAUGCCAGAUAAUAUGUCCCUCAGGAAACCCCGCUUUGGCCAACAUCCCAUAUGCGUUUACAGCAGAGCCUUAGUGAAUGAUCAAAUAAAUAACCGUCAAUCUGCAUCUCCAAGAUAACAGGAACUGCCCUAGCUGACCUUCUUAUACGCUGUCUUCGAAAUCGAGAAACAUACACGGGCUAUGAAGAUGCCUUUAGGCUUAGAUCAAUCGCCAUCACAAGACGAUUACUCGACCACGAGUUCAGACGACACAGUUCAGUUCACCGACAUAGGCUCUGAUGCCGGUAAUCGUGGCCCGAGCGAACGCAUCCUUAUCCAGCCUCCGGUGACAAUCAAUGUGUUUGGUGCUGGCGCAGUAACUACAGGGGGAUCUGACACGGGGCAUACUGCUGCUACCACCAUCAGUAGUACUGGCACAUCCGGUAGCAGUGAUGCCGUCAUUUCGCGCCUGGAGAGCCAAAUCGCAGCUCUAUCAGACAAAGUCGAGCAGCUUGCUUCACAGAUUAAGUCAGCGCAGCAGCCACAGCCUAGACUUCAGGUUGACAACGGGAUGUGGCGGCGUAUGAAGGGGGCUCCACCAACACAGCGUAUCGCCUUUUCGAAGAGAUUUGAGUCGGCGCCAAGGGUCAUAGUGGGCAUAUGCAAAGCGGAUAUAGAUUGUCACAGGAACUUCAGACUCAAUGUGUAUGCAUCGGCUAUCGAUUCGGAAGGAUUCACUGUUAAUGCCCAUUAUUGGGCUGAUACGAAUCUAUUCGAAUGUGGGGUCUCAUGGGUAGCUAUAGGAAAUGCUAGGUAGGAAGGAAUAAGUCACACAGGAUACAUGUUAAACGUCGAGAAUUUGGACUUAACAGUACAUAACUCAGGACAGGGGUUUGCAGUAAAUGGGAGAGGCAUGAUAGUAUGAAUAUAAGUUGAAUAGAGUCCGUNAACCUCCACAUACGACCAUAGGUAGUGGAAAAUUCGGGGUCUCGUCUGCUCCCCCAGAGACAAGCCACUAACCGGCAGAUU
Trichoderma harzianum CBS 226.95 is the source of this 1147-nucleotide messenger RNA. RefSeq lists its product as hypothetical. Gene Ontology annotation, biological process: cell adhesion. The coding region runs from base 321 to 935 and encodes 204 amino acids. The record is from RefSeq and is a predicted model, not a curated record. Lineage: Eukaryota; Fungi; Ascomycota; Sordariomycetes; Hypocreales; Hypocreaceae. The transcript is spliced from 2 exons. Gene Ontology annotation, molecular function: carbohydrate binding.